Messenger RNA from Paramacrobiotus metropolitanus, 1287 nucleotides. RefSeq names its product E3 ubiquitin-protein ligase RNF170-like. Bases 166 to 1005 code for a protein of 279 amino acids. The transcript is spliced from 3 exons. The record is from RefSeq and is a predicted model, not a curated record. Gene Ontology annotation, molecular function: ubiquitin protein ligase activity. Lineage: Eukaryota; Metazoa; Tardigrada; Eutardigrada; Parachela; Macrobiotidae.
UUAUGUUCUGCAUGAUUUUUGGGAAAAUUCUGUCCAGUCACUACAGUUCUGGAAUCUGGACCUUCUGGCUUUCUGUUUUAAUUUCUGUUUAGUUGCACAAGGCAUUUAUCAGAACUUGGAUUUCUUUUGGUUAAAAAUAUUUGAAAGCUCUUCCAACUCUUGAAAAUGGACCUUUUUUCCGCGUUGUUUGGAUCGGCUCCUGAACCAGAACCAGUAAUCCACUCCCGAACCCUGCUCAGCAUGUUCAUCUCUUGGAUUUUUCGCGCCUUCAUUACGAUUGCUGUAUUAAUCGCUGUUUUGGUUAUCGCGUGGCAAAUUAUCAAGUACUUUUUUUUCCGCCAAGUGCCUAACGUGGUGCGACCUGAAUAUACGGAUCUUGUGGAUAGGAUUCGGCAGUGGUUCAACAUUCAGCACAUCCGUGACGUACCAGCGGCAAAUCAACAGCGUCCUCGUCAUGAUGCAGACAGUAACUGUCCCAUAUGCCUGUUGGAUCCGGCGGAAAUGCCGAUUCAGACCAACUGCGGACAUGUAUUUUGUGGGAAUUGCAUUGUAACAUACUGGAGACAGGGAACGUGGGGAAACGAUGGCGUGAAGUGCCCGGUGUGUCGUCAGAAAGUGACACUCUUGAUGCGGGAUAUGCGGCCGGGAGUGGUCAUGCCGCCUGAUAGUGAUCGUGCUGCGGAGAUCGAGGAAGAUAUUCGCCGCUACAAUCGGCGAUUUUCAGGCGAACCUCGAUCGUGGCUGGAAAAGCUGCGCGAUCUGCCGAGCAUUCUGCAGCAUUUCACGCAGAAUCUCACCUUUGGAAAUGGGCUGGGGUUGAUUUUUCGCAGCCGCAUGGUUAUUUAUAUUAUUCUUUUCCUGGCCUAUUUCAUUCUGCCUUUCGACUUGUUGCCUGAAUCGUUUCUAGGGAUUUUUGGAUUUGCUGAUGAUUUUAUCGCGCUAACUAUGCUGCUGACGCAGCUAGCUCAGAUCUGGAGAAAUGUUGUUGUCCGUGAUGAGUUAUAAUUUGGGAAUAUCUUCUUCCAGCAGUCUUGCAACCUUUCGACACCCAGACGUUGGAGAUCAUUUACUUUUACUGUGUAGCAGUUUAUUCAAUAUUUUAUUGUGCAGUCUGAUACGAUAAUGCGUCCCAGAUUUUACUGUUUUAGAAAUUUUGUUUGAUUGCUUUUAAACACGUUGUUGCAAUUGUCGAAUGCUCAGGAGCCUUAACUUUGUUUUUGUUGCUGAAAAAUUUUUUGGUUAGCUUGUAAAAUUUUUGCUUGUACUGACUGUAAAAAAUGUUAGGUG